AUGGAAUCUCAGAUUUGUAAGCCCUGCAGGAUGGUACCCAAAAUAUAUAAAAGCCAGAGGAUAGAAUCCAAGAGAAGGAUGUCCAACAAGAAGACUUGGGAUGAAGAAAUGAUAGAAUUAUUCUGUGACUACGAUCCAGCAUCUCCUCCACGUAGAAUUAGGGCCCCUAGAGAAACCGAAGCCAGGCUGUUCAGAAUUUGGGAUGUGAGCCAGAAGUUCUUGAUCCUGAUGAACAAUAUUCUAGUGGCAACAUCCCGAGAUUCCAUGACUCCAGAAGAACUUUUGGCUGUGCUUCCCAACAACUCACUCGAUCCAAGUCUGCAACCCAUCUUUAUGGGCCUCAGUGAUAAAACCCAUGCGCUCUCCUGUAUGGAAUCUGGUGAUGGCGAACUUUUGCUAAAUUUAGUGGAGAGAAACAUUUUGGACCUUUAUUCAAGCCACAAAGAAUCCAAGAGCUUCACUUUCUACAGCUGAUCUAAUAACCAGGAACAGACCUGCUGCUUCGAAUCCGCAGCGUUUCCCGGAUGGUUCAUGAGCACUUCCACCGAAAUAAACAAGCCUAUCCGCUUGAGUCGUGAAGGAGGGCCCGAUAUCACAAAUUUCUAUUGUGAGAGAAAGGACCCUUCAGACUAGAAUGGAACGUUUUGUAUCGGAAAUUAAAGA
Messenger RNA from Anolis sagrei ordinatus, 663 nucleotides. RefSeq names its product interleukin-36 receptor antagonist protein-like. The record is from RefSeq and is a predicted model, not a curated record. Gene Ontology annotation, molecular function: interleukin-1 receptor binding; cytokine activity. Gene Ontology annotation, biological process: inflammatory response to antigenic stimulus; positive regulation of gene expression; cytokine-mediated signaling pathway. NCBI's taxonomy places the organism in Eukaryota, Metazoa, Chordata, Lepidosauria, Squamata, Anolidae.